AUGGCUUCAGAAGUAGCAAAACGUUCUGCGCCAAACACUGGAGGGGGCUCCAAGAAACGUCAAAAAAUCAAAUCAACAAAAGAUGUUCCAACAGUGCAGAAAAGGCCGGUAGCCAUAGAUGCGCUGCCUUGGAAUGAGGUCAAGCUGCCAGAUAUGUUCGAUGAUGCCGAAGGAUUCUUUGGAUUGGAAGAAGUUGAAGGUGUUGAAGUUUUAAAAGAGGGAAACAACAUAAGAUUCGUCUCCGCGAAAGCAGCAGAUGUUGAGUACGAGGACGAAUUCGAGGGGUUCUCCGAUAACCCAGAAGAAGGUGUGGUAACCACAGCAAAAGAUAAGGCAAAAGACGACUCGGUUCUCGAAGAAGGUUCACAUCCAUCAGAUGAAAAGCGCGCAACAGAGAAAAAGGAUACGAAGAAGAAGAAGGACAAGAAAGCGAAGACGAAGAAGGCUCUGGAGAAAGUCGAAAAUCAAGAUGGAAACGAAGGAUCAAAAUCUGAUCACAACGAGAUGAAUGUUUUCAAAGCAUUGGCGCAGGACAAUGAUGAUAAUGACGGGACAGAUGUUACUGCUUGGUCUGGGUUGGACUUAUCGGGCAACAUGCUGUCUGCUCUUUCAAUAUUGGGUUUUGCUAAACCCACCCCAAUUCAGUUAGCAGCCAUACCAGAAAUUCUAGAUGGCCAUGAUGUGGUGGGGAAAGCCUCUACAGGAUCUGGAAAGACCCUGGCUUUUGCAAUUCCCAUAAUUGAGAGCUGGUUAGAAACAUAUGGAGAAAUGGAGGACGAAGACGAAAAGAAUGUCCGUCUGCCGACAGCGCUGAUUCUGUCGCCUACCAGAGAACUCGCGCAUCAGUUGACAGAACAUAUAACCGCUUUAUGCAAAGGGCUUGAUAAGUCACCAUGGGUAGCCGCUGUGACUGGAGGGUUAUCUGUACAGAAACAACAACGCCAGCUGGCAAAGGCUGACAUCAUAAUCGGAACUCCUGGGCGUCUUUGGGAAGUGAUGAGCUCAAGUAUUGAACUGUCAGCUUCAUUCAAAAAGAUUAAGUUCCUAGUAGUCGACGAAGCGGAUCGGCUGCUUACUGAGGGUCAUUUCAAGGAAGCGGACGAGAUUUUGACCGCUCUAGAUAGACAACAGGAUGCCCAGGAAGGCGACGAGGACGAAAUUCCAAGUCGACAGACACUCAUCUUUUCUGCAACAUUUCAUAAAGGGCUACAGCAGAAACUGGCUGGAAAGGGGAAGCAAGGGUUGAUGGAUGAUAAGGAAUCCGUGGAAUAUCUUCUUAAGAAACUAAACUUUCGAGAAGAGAGGCCAAAAUUUGUGGACGUCAAUCCAGUUUCUCAAAUGGCCGAAGGGUUAACAGAGGGACUGGUAGAGUGCGCAGGCACCGAGAAGGAUUUAUACCUAUAUUCCCUACUUUUAUAUCAUCCAAAUCAACGCACCCUGAUCUUCACUAAUUCAAUCCACUCGGUUCGCCGUUUGACCCCUCUGCUCCAGAAUCUCAAUAUCCCUGUAUACGCUUUACACUCUCAAAUGAUACAAAAAGCUCGAUUACGAUCCAUUGAGCGAUUCUCGUCUCCUAAGUCUCCUGGAUCAAUUCUUGUUGCUACUGAUGUUGCCGCGAGAGGUUUGGAUAUCGGAGGGGUACAAUUGGUCAUCCACUAUCAUCUUCCGCGAACGGCCGAUAUGUAUGUCCACCGAUCGGGUCGUACAGCUCGAGCCGAAGCCUCGGGAUCCAGUAUACUGCUAUGCGCGCCUGAAGAAGUCGUAGGAAUGCGAAGACUUGUGGCAAAGGUCCAUGCCCAGAACGCGAUUUCUGGUGGCGGUAACAAAUCCAAAUACUACAUGAGGUCUCUGGACGUAGAUCGAAAGGUGGUUGCAAGACUCAAGCCACGGGUUACCUUGGCCAAGAAAAUUGCAGAUAGUAGUCUGGCUAAAGAGAAGAAAGGCCAUGACGAUGACUGGGUGAAGAAAGCUGCAGAGGAGUUAGGUGUGGAUUACGAUAGCGAAGAAUUUGAAGCUGCUGGCGGACAGAGAAAAGGCAGAGGGACGGGUCGAAAGUUGAAAGAGAAAGAAGCAAGAGCUCUUACUAAGAAUGAGCUUGGAGCUUUACGGGCGGAACUGAAGAGUUUGUUGUCUCAGCGUGUAAACGUUGGUGUUAGCGAGAGGUAUUUGACAUCAGGGUCUGUAGAUAUCAAUGAGCUUUUGAAGGGGGCGAAAGGAGAAUUCCUGGGGAAGAUUGACGGGAUUGGUAUGGAGACUUAG
This is a messenger RNA of Glarea lozoyensis ATCC 20868, 2259 nucleotides long. Its product is annotated as P-loop containing nucleoside triphosphate hydrolase. NCBI's taxonomy places the organism in Eukaryota, Fungi, Ascomycota, Leotiomycetes, Helotiales, Helotiaceae. Gene Ontology annotation, cellular component: nucleolus. The record is from RefSeq and is a predicted model, not a curated record. The coding region runs from base 1 to 2259 and encodes 752 amino acids. Gene Ontology annotation, molecular function: ATP binding; nucleic acid binding; RNA helicase activity. The transcript has 3 exons.